This is a messenger RNA of Ogataea angusta, 348 nucleotides long. RefSeq lists its product as uncharacterized. The record is from RefSeq and is a predicted model, not a curated record. Bases 1 to 348 code for a protein of 115 amino acids. The transcript is spliced from 2 exons. Lineage: Eukaryota; Fungi; Ascomycota; Pichiomycetes; Pichiales; Pichiaceae.
AUGUUGCUACCGCCUCAGAACUACCAGCUAAUUUGCGACCGCCACAGACGCAGCCCAUGGGGCCGGGCUUGCCACCCUGCCAGAGCUUGGUUCUGGGCUUUUUUGCAAUUAGUCAGUGUCAAACCAGCUCGUAAGAUUUCACUAUUGUUUGCUACUGCAGGGUACAUUAUCAUGCACCCCGAUAGCAAUAAUCGUACGACAUUUCGACCACGUCACGGGCGGACCAGGGCUCUCCAAUUCGCUGCUGGAUCUCUUGCUGGGUUCUGCAUCUAUGCAUUCUGCAGUCCUACGGCAUUCCGCUCGGGAAUGAAGGAAUUUGGGUUGCAUACAUUUAAUGGAAAUAAAUGA